This is a messenger RNA of Cladocopium goreaui, 1254 nucleotides long. The record is from the annotation of a GenBank genome assembly. NCBI's taxonomy places the organism in Eukaryota, Dinophyceae, Suessiales, Symbiodiniaceae.
AUGGAACGAUCUGCAACAGUUGAGAAAAUCAUUGAUUUGAUUGGCAGGGGGAGGUGUAGCAUUGCAACUGCAGCAGGAGUGUCACACUCUCUGGUACGGGCUGCAGUGUUUCGACGAGUUGCUGAAGUAGCAGCUUGGUCGAUGAAGUGGGCUUCCAUGGGUCGGUGGCCUGAUGCAGGGUUUGAUGGCAAACCAUUUGCAACCGGCUCUGCAAGGGCCAAAAUGUGUGGACAACCUUUAGCGGAUGGCUUCAGGGCAUGCUAUGUUGGUUUCAAAGCUGACUUGAAAGCCCGGCAUGAAUGCCAUGGGUUUUCUCGUUGGUACAAGAGUUCUUUGAUAUGUGAGCAGUGCUUGGCCCGAAGAGACAUCAAAUCCCCUGACAGCAUGAACUACCGAAACUUCACAAGUUCUGCAGCCUGGCCCCUUACCAUGUUGGACCAUGACCAAUGGAUGACACUAGGGGAACAUUCCGAUUGGAACCUCGUUGAAGGAUUUCGGUUGGAAUCUGUUGGGUUUGACCUUAUGCAUAACGUCUUCUUGGGCGUCGGCAAAGACUUAGUUGGUUCCGGCCUCAAGCUUCUCAUUCAACAAGGAGCCUUUGACCACGUUGAAGGUGUUCACGAUGACCUGGAUAAGGCAUUAGGAGUGAUUCACCAGGAGAUGGUCCAAGAUUGCAAAAACCAUGGGUUAUUCCUUCCCUCUAAGCCUGUGCUUUCAGUGGCUGGUCUUUGUGGGGAUGACGAUUACGCAAUGCUGAACAGUCGUUUCAAGGCAUGCCAUUGCAAAGUCAUGGUGUGGUGGUUAGCGUUCAAGAGUCAGCAAGCUGCUGAUGCCAAUCAGGAUGACCGACUAUUGCAAGUCUUGGCAACUUGUUGCUAUGGCAUGCAACGAGCUAUUGAAAUUCUUGACAACUCUGGCCUUUUGAUGAGUGAAAGUGAUGCCAACGAAACGGCAGAAUGCCUACAGUUGCAUUUGGUAACUUAUGCAUGGCUAGCUGCGUACUACUGGGAAGAAGGAGUUUUGCUGUUUAGGUUUCGGCCGAAACACCACUAUUUGUUUCACCAAGCUGUGCAGAUUGCGGAAUGGAGACUCAACCAGAGUAUCUUUCACACGUGGGACCAGGAAUCUUUUUUGGGGAAAAUCAAACAGAUAUGUGUAAAAUGCCAUGGGGCCACAGCUACUGUUCGUGUCUUCGAACGGUAUUUGCUGUGCAUGGCCAUGAUGUUGGAACAGCAUCGCCGGGUUCAAUCUUGA